UCUUGCACAAGAUUUUUUUUGUCUGGCGGCCAUCUAAGUCGUCCUAUUAUUGGUAAUAAUUGGCGUCCCAGCACCUUGCAUUCACAGUGAUGGUCUUUCGGAUGCUGGGCAGAAAUUCCUCGGAAAUUGUAUUCUUGUACGUGAAAGUAUUGAGAAACAAAGUACUUAAAUAAAUAGGAUCACCAAUAUAUCUGGUUUUACAUCUCCCCCUCUGUUUUCAACAUGUUUCAAAGAUUCACAAAAGCUGGGACACAUAAUCCUCAAACUCCAUCCACUUCUGAUUCUCCAACUCACUCGGCUCCUACUUGCUGGGACGUUUUCUUGAGCUUCCGCGGUGAGGACACUCGUAAUAACUUCACCGACCAUCUGCACCAGACGCUACUUGCUCGUGGAAUUCAAGCAUUUAAGGAUGAUUUGGGGCUGCACAGGGGCGAAGUCAUCUCAGAUGCUUUGCUAGCUGCUAUCAGAGAAUCCAAAACUUACGUUGUUGUCUUGUCUGAAAAUUUUGCCUCUUCAACUUGGUGCCUCAACGAGCUGGUAGAGAUACUCAAUUGUUGCAAGACAACGCAGAGAUUGGUCAUUCCUGUGUUUUACAGAAUUGAUCCGACAGUUGUGCGACGGCAAACUGGGAGUUUUGAAAAAGCUUUCAAGAAACAUCGAACUUGGUUUGGGGAAGAAACAGAGAAAGCGAAGAAUUGGCGGCUUGCACUCAAGGAAAUUGCCAACUUUUCUGGAUACCAUAUUUCCAUUAACAGGGGUGAAGCUUCUGUUAUCAAAGAAAUUGUGGAUGAGCUUCUACUCAAAAUUAAUCCCAAGACUAUGAAUGUCACCAGAUAUGCAGUUGGAUUAGAUUCUCGUGUUAAAGACAUAGCAACAUUGUUGAGCCGUGACACAGAAGGCGUCACUAAGUUUGGUAUAUAUGGUAUGGGAGGUGUGGGCAAAACAACACUUGCCAAAGCUGUUUAUAAUCAGCUCCUGGAAAGUGGAAGGUUUAAGGGCAGCUGCUUCCUCGCUGACGUUAGGGAAACUUCUCAGACAACAGAAGGCCUGGUCUCUUUGCAAAAACAACUUAUUGUUGAUGUUCAUAAUGGUAAAACAAAAGUCGAGGUUCACAAUGUUGACCAAGGAAUUACUUUUAUAAGAGAAAGGAUCAGUUCAGCAAAGGUUCUGGUUCUUAUUGAUGAUAUAUACGAUCUUCGACAAUAUAAAUCUUUAGCAGGACCAUUCGCUUCUGGGAGUGUAGUUAUUAUAACUACAAGAGAUGAAGAGAUGCUAGAAAAACUUCACGUAGAACCAGAAUAUCGAUACUUGUUAAAGGUGUUGAAUAAAGCUCAGUCAAGGGAACUAUUUACCAAAUAUGCAUUUGAAAAGGCUGAGAGACACAUCAAUCUAUUGGCCUUGACUGAAGACAUUCUAGAUCUUGCUAGUGGGCUUCCUCUGGCUCUCAAGAUAUUUGGAUCCCAUUUAUCGACUAAGAAAGAGGAAGGUUGGAAAUCAUACAUAGAGACUUUGCGCCAACAUCCAAAUAGCACUGUUGGGCAGAAACUUGUAAUUAGCUUGGAUGCCUUACACUCGGAGGAUCCUAUGCUAAAGGAAAUAUUCCUAGACAUUGCUUGCUUUUUCAUCGGGUGGAAGAAAGAGAAUGCGGUUAAAGUAAUGGAAACUUCUUAUUCCUACACAGAUGUAAAGAUCGACACUCUUAAAAAAAGAUGUUUACUCACUGUGAAUGAUAGAGAUGAGCUGGAGAUGCAUGAUCUGCUUCGGGAUACAGGAAGGAAUGUUGCGCGUAACAAUGCUUCUACAAAGCCUGGAGAAUUUAGUAGAUUGUGGCUUCCAGAAGACAUACUGGAUGUUCUGAAGAAUCACAGAGGAACAGAAGCGAUUGAAGCUAUCAUCCCUCACAACCUUUACUUCCAGAAUAAACUUGAGGGACAAUCAUUCACUACUGAAACAUUCAAACAGAUGAGUAAAUUAAGAUUUCUUUGCAUCAGCAAGGUAAAUCUUAGUGGUAGCUUCGAACAGAUAUUUGAAGAUUUGAGGGUUCUCGUCUGGGACGGUUGCCCUUUGAAAUAUUUCCCUUCUGAUUUUUACCCGGAAAAACUUGUUAUUCUUGAGUUGGGGCAAAGCAAUAUGAGAACAUUGUGGUCCCCUAACAUGGUGUCUAAUACUUUUAAAAUGUUAAAGACUCUUAACAUGUCAUAUUCCCAAGAUUUAGUGAGAACUCCAGACUUCGGUAAAUUACCAUGUCUUGAAACUUUAAAUUUUGAAAGCUGUGAAAACUUGAAGGAGGUCGACAAAUCAAUUGGAAGUUUGGACAGACUUGUUUCCUUAAAUUUGAUGGGGUGUGUGAAGCUAAGAUGUCUUCCGUUCACCAUUUGCAACUUGAGAGCAUUGGAAGUUCUAACUACUAGUUGGUGCAGUAAUCUGGAAGCUUUACCUAUACAAAUGGGCUACAUUGAGUCCCUAACAAAGCUCGAUGCUGGUACACUAAAUAUUUCAAGAUUACCUGAUUCAAUUGGAAAUUUUCCUAAGCUUGUUAAGUUGAAUCUAAGCAAUAACAAGAACCUUGAAACCCUUCCGGACACGAUUGGCAACCUGAGAUCAUUGGAAAAUCUUAAUAUUGAUAGUUGCAGUGGUCUGAAAGCUUUGCCUAGCACAAUUGGGGAGAUUGAAACCCUGAAAAGAAUUCAUAUGAGGGGACUAACUGUUUCAAACUUUCCAGAUUCCAUUGGGAAACUUUCUAAGCUUGUUAAUUUGGAUUUGAGUAGAAACCCGAACCUUGAAACCCUUCCAGACACCAUUGGCAACCUAACAACCCUGGAAAGUCUUGAUAUUUCUGCAUGUGGAAAACUAGAAACAUUGCCAGAUCAUCUGUGGAUGAUGUCAAGCUUAACGGAGCUGGAUGCAAGUUUUACUACUCUGUUAAAAGAGCUUCCUGACGUAGGAUCAAAUCAGAUUGCGUUAUCAUUGCAAAACUUGAAAUUAUCUGAUAGUGGCAUCAUUGCUCUCCCAUCUGGUUUUAGUCAGCUGUCAAACUUAGAAUCUCUUGUUCUUAGUUGCUGUGACCAUCUGGUUUCCAUUCCAAAACUUCCUCCUUCUCUCAAACAUAUCGAUGCAAAUAACUGCAAGUCUCUAGAAAGAUUACCAAAUCUGUGUGAUUUGAAACAGCUGGAGAAAUUGAACUUACGAGGUUGUAGGGGCUUGAAAGAGAUUCUAGUCUUGAAAGAACUCACUGCUUUAAGAGAGCUUGAUGUGACAGAUUGUACUGGUCUGACAGAGAUUCAAGGCUUAGCGGAACUUACUUCUAUUAGAACACUUGGAAUGGGAGGUCACUGCUGUCUUCUGGCAUAUAAGCAUCUCACGAAACGUUUGUUUCAGGUAUAUUCUCAACUUGGGCAUCAGAUUAGUGUUUACGGUCCUCGACCUCUAUACUGGAAAGGUGAUACUCGAUGGCCUGAUUGGAUUUUUGAAUCACCGAAUUGCAGUGGUCAGUCUACUAAAUUCGACUCAACAAUGUAUGCACAUUUGCUGCCAAAUGAGUCGAACGAUUUCAUGGGGAUGCUUCUAUGUUUUAAAAGCCACCUGUACAAUUAUAGGCCAACAUUUGGUUAUUCUGUUGAUAAUACCACAAGUGGUUUUAUAUUGAGCGACAAGCUUAGUGUUCCUUCUGUCCGCGACUCGUUGAUUGUGAUAGUGCCGAAAUCAGUAUUCUCUGUCAGAGAUGAUGAUAGCAAAGUUCAAGUAACAGCUGAUAAUGCAUUAAUUCUCGGGAUUCAUCUUCUGUACAAAGUUGACGACGUUGUGAGAGGCAAUCUUCGAAUCAUCUAAAGUGGUUGAUCAAGUUCUACAAGAUACAUUCAAGAUGUUGCUUGUUUUCACCCAGUGCAAGAAAAAGAUAGUUGUUCAAAUACUGGAAACAUUCUGGGAGCCAAUUAAACAUCGAUCGUUACGAGUAUUAUAAUGCCGGUUUGUUUAGCGUGUGCCCAUGGGCACGCUAAGCGCGGAAAUUUUAGUAUUUGGGAGAUUUUGAUUGGGGUGGUUGGUGUAUUUGCAGGGGGGUCCACCAUUAUCAAAAGAGAGGAACCAAUCAAAAUGAUUUAAGUACAAAAUUUUCCGCGCUUAGCAUGUGCCCAUGGGCACACCAUAGAAAAACCGUUAUAAUGCAUAUGAUAAUUCAUGUAAUAAUGAUGUGUUGUGUAUUAAUGUCUUCCAUUUGCAUUCAUGUAUAUAACUUUUCACAACAUAUAUGGGAUUGGGUUCGUCCAAAAACAAGGGGUAUCAACUCCUGAACUCCUUUUCUUUUC
Molecule: messenger RNA, 4304 nt
Organism: Daucus carota subsp. sativus
Lineage: Eukaryota; Viridiplantae; Streptophyta; Magnoliopsida; Apiales; Apiaceae
Product: disease resistance protein RUN1
Exons: 5
Coding region: 223-3828 (1201 amino acids)
Biological process (GO): defense response; signal transduction
Molecular function (GO): ADP binding; protein binding; ATP hydrolysis activity
Source: RefSeq, a predicted model, not a curated record